Impatiens glandulifera is the source of this 1308-nucleotide messenger RNA. RefSeq names its product lignin-forming anionic peroxidase-like. The transcript has 9 exons. Gene Ontology annotation, biological process: response to oxidative stress; phosphorelay signal transduction system; hydrogen peroxide catabolic process. NCBI's taxonomy places the organism in Eukaryota, Viridiplantae, Streptophyta, Magnoliopsida, Ericales, Balsaminaceae. The coding region runs from base 1 to 1308 and encodes 435 amino acids. The record is from RefSeq and is a predicted model, not a curated record. Gene Ontology annotation, molecular function: heme binding; peroxidase activity.
AUGCAUAUCCAAAUCCACAGGGAACUCCUUGAGAAAUUGAUCCUCCAGAUGAGCAAUGAGGGCUUGGUUAAUAACCAGUUUAUCGAGCUCCAAAGCCGUAAGGAACCAAACAGUCCUGAGUUUGUAAUCCAAACUGUUGUAACGUACUGUUCUGCAGUGAAAAAUCUAUUUUUUCUUUUAUCUAACGAGCUUAAUCAACCUGAAGUAGACUUUGCCAGAGUUGAACUGAAUGCGAAUGACCUCUAUGAAAGAAGCAACAGUUGUGCUCAAGCCCUGUUAGAGGCAAAGAGGGAAUUUACAAAGCUGAGAACACAAUUUGAGACUCUUGUCAAGAAACAUUAUGUUUUGAUGCUUAUAACGCCAAAACUGAAGAACAUUGACAAACUAUAUGAGCCUUUUAGAGAUUUUAAUGAAGGUGGAUCCCAUCUGAAGAGAAAAACGUGCCCGAAUGUAGCUAAUGCUGUCGGAAAGUCCAUUGCGAAAGCAAUAUCGCGUGAGCGUCGAAUGGCGGCAUCUCUAAUCCGUCUCCAUUUUCACGACUGUUUUGUUCAGGGUUGUGACGCGUCCAUCUUAUUAGAUGAGAACGCGUCCCCAACGAGUGAAAGAAAUGCAUUGCAGAAUCUAAAUUCGGCAAGAGGUUACGAAGUUAUUGAUGCUGCUAAAGCCAAAGUUGAGAAGAUAUGUCCCGGAGUUGUUUCGUGUGCAGAUAUACUUGCGUUGGCAGCACGAGAUGCUUCAGUUGCUGUUGGAGGGCCGUCGUGGAAAGUGAAGUUAGGAAGAAGAGAUUCAACCACGGCGAGUCUUACUUUAGCCGAAAGGGACUUGCCAUUAUUCACUAGCACCCUUGACGAACACAUCACAAAUUUUGCCAACAAGGGUCUAAAUGCAAGGGAUUUGGUUGCAUUGUCGGGUUCACAUACGAUAGGUCAAGCACAAUGUGUUACAUUUCGGGACAGAAUCUAUAGCAACAAUAGCAACAUCAUAGACACUAGCUUUGCUAGAAUUCGUCAACGCAAUUGUCCUAGGAGUGGUGACACGGGCUCAACCAAUUUGGCGCCUCUUGAUUUCGUGACGCCAAAUACCUUCGAUAGCUUAUACUUCAAAAACUUGAUUGAGAAAAAAGGACUUCUUCAAUCGGAUCAAGUAUUGUUUAGUGGAGGAUCAACGGAUAACAUUGUAGUACAAUAUAACAAGAACCCUUUGAAAUUCAAGUCCGAUUUUGCGUCGGCUAUGGUAAAAAUGGGAAACAUUGAACCCCUAGUUGGGGAAGAUGGGAUCAUUAGAAGGGUGUGCAGCUCUUUGGAUUAA